GACGCCAAUCCAUGCCGUCGUCUUGACAGAUGUCACAGUUGAUAUGAUAUGAUUCAGAGAGGGCAAUAUAAGCUGUCCUGCCGCUGGACUCCUCUGGUCUCCAACAACAGUUCAAGGCGACAGCAUGAGUCUCUUCUUUAACCUUAUCAGCACAACCUAUGGUUGGAGCCUCUUACUCCUCGGAGCGGCAACACUCACGUUGAUCGCGAGUUCCGCUGGAAAGUACUUCAAGAAAGCACCACGAUCACUACGAUUACCUGUGAAACGACGAGACCCAGCAGUCUCAGGAGAGAACUUAGAAGAUGCAUACUACAACAUCGAACCCCUCAACGACUUCGAUGUCGACGCCGAAGAGCCGAUCAAGGCCCGCCCGUUCAAGCCUAAGUUUCAUAUGACAAUGGCUAUCAAGAACACCACGCUCUCCGACCUCGUAGCCAUGGACAAGACCUACCACUCGCGCAUCCAAAUCCGACGCAAAUUACUCACAACCGAGCACCACGAAGUCCUCGACGCCAACCCCAAAGCCUUCCCCGCAGUCUUCGAGCUGUACAAAUGGCUCUCCCAGACCUACCUGCCCCGCCGCUUCCCCACAAUGUUCACCUCCACGCCCACCGGCCUACUCAACAAAACCACCAAUGAGACACUGCCCCUGAUCCCUUCCUCCGCCGCCGACGCCCUCGAACUCAUGGGGAGCCACAUUGACGACGAGUUCUUCUUCCUCCUACCCUCUGGCCAGCCCGAGGAUGAAGGAAAGUACAGAUUAGAGGCGUUUAUAACAUGCUUCCCUUCCGGGUUCAAUACAAGGAGUAAGUUGGGCUUGCUGCUAGCAGACAUCCACACGCCUGUACCGCAUUACAAGCAGAAACUCAAGCGCUCGAUGGACAAAUUCUUCGCCAGCCUGCCCGUCGGCAAAAUCGUGAAGCGCUGGAACUGGACCAUCAGUACCUCAGGCGAGCUGUUUUGUGUCAAGGGAAACCACACUACGGAGGAGGAGUUGGAAGAACAAGGGAAGGAAGAGAUUGAUCUGAAGACGACGUUUUUGAGGUGUGAGAGGCAGACGCUGCAUCGGCUGCCGGAAAGCAGGGCGGUGGUGUUUGCGUUUAAGACGUAUCAGUAUCCGAUUCGGGAGUUGAGGGAUGAGGGGAGUGGCGAGGCAUUAGUAGAGGCUAUUGAUGGGAUGGGGACGGGGAGUGCGCCGGAGAUGACGGUGUAUAAGAGGCAGGUUGUUUGGGGGGAGAAGAUUAAGGCUUUCUUGAGGGGAGAGAUUGAGGACGAUCAGUGAGGUUGCCGUGAAGUGAGCAGUUGGAGGAAUGGGUGGGCUGUGUUGCAUGUUUUCGCGUUGCUUUCUUGGUUUCAUGCCAUAU
Molecule: messenger RNA, 1364 nt
Organism: Macroventuria anomochaeta
Lineage: Eukaryota; Fungi; Ascomycota; Dothideomycetes; Pleosporales; Didymellaceae
Exons: 3
Coding region: 125-1282 (385 amino acids)
Source: RefSeq, a predicted model, not a curated record